GGUAUAUGCCGAUUUGGUGGCCUCGACAUGUGAAUAUGCUAAUGUCCUUCUUUCCAAGUUCCAACUCUUUGUUGGCUUGUCUCUUGGCCACGUCUUAGUUUCAUUGCCCCCGCACCGGCCACUCUUGCGCAUGGCCACCGUCGCGCUGAGGGGAAUGAGAUUGCUACAUGUGGCCAUGUACGCUACUUUCAGCUCAGGUAUGUACUUAAUGUCUCGAUUGAAUCAAGGAAGAUCAAGCAAAUGUCGGUGACCUGCCCAUGUGCUUCGGAUGGAGCUCGCUCUGACGUCUAGCCCUUCUCCCGACGUAUAAAACUCUUACACGAUGAAAUUCACACUGGCCGUUGCUCUUACCUCUGCCCUUGCCCUCCCAGUGUUUGCGGUACCCGCAAAUGUUACAUAUGACACUGCGUACACCAACCCCAAUUCGUCCCUCGCUAACGUCGCGUGUUCUGACGGCGCGAACGGUCUUUUGACCAAGGGGUAUACCACCUUCGGCUCCAUUCCUUCGUUCCCCAACAUCGGAGGUGUUCCAGGUGCCACCUGGAACUCCACCUUGUGCGGCACCUGCUGGAGCCUCAAAUACACCACGUCCUGCGGCGUCCAAACUACCAUCUUCAUCACUGCCGUCGAUGCUGCUUACACAUUCAACGUCUCCCCGCAAGCAUUCAAUAAUUUGACCAAUGGCACUGACGUCGGGACCGGCAAAGUUGCUGCCGAAGUCACUCAGGUCGCCGCGAGCAACUGUGGCAUGUAAUAGCAAGCAAUUACGCUAAAGGGUUUUCUGGUACGCUGGAAACGGUUGAAAGCAUCGAACAAGAGGUUCUUGAGUCUUUGGUUGGGGGGGGCAGCUUGUAU
Messenger RNA from Suillus subalutaceus, 855 nucleotides. RefSeq names its product Cerato-platanin. The coding region runs from base 323 to 754 and encodes 143 amino acids. The record is from RefSeq and is a predicted model, not a curated record. The transcript has 4 exons. Lineage: Eukaryota; Fungi; Basidiomycota; Agaricomycetes; Boletales; Suillaceae.